CCUUGUCAACUUCCUGAUUUCAGACGAUGGCGGACAGCUCUCGCUCCACAAACAACGGGUCGCCUGCGCUGGUCCACCUGUACGCGCCGGCCAACGAUGCCAUCCUGAAGAAGGUGAGUCACAUGUUCGAGAAGAUGGACGCUGAUCAGAACAAGAAGAUCACGAGAGGUGAGGCGCUCAACCACUUCAAGGCCUUCAACAAGGUCAACACGAACGCCAUGUUCAACGAGAUUGACCUCAACAACGACUCUGAGAUCACCAUCGACGAGUGGAAGGGCUUCUGGGAGAACCUGCUGCAGACCGGCAUCUACAAGCCAGAGGAGAUCGAGUCCGAGCUCGAGACCCUGCUCCGCGGCGAGGCGUGGGUCGACUGGAACGACAACAGGCACACGUGACGAGAGCUCGGGAGCUGCGCGUCUGCGCGCGCGCGCGCGCGCGCCUUCAGCUCCGCCGUAGGCCGCGUGUCGAAUGCAUGUGCUCAGAGACAUUGGUAGUCAGUCCUGACCCUCCUCCAUCGGCAUAGGAGAGAGAACCCAUCACGCAUCAGCAGUCCCCCCCCCCACAUUUCUUGUCCUUUCAAUUAUUAUUUAUUGGAGUUUUGGUGUUUGAUUCCGCAUUCAGGUGUUUCCAGAGGUGUUUGUGCGUGCCGCCGUCCCCAGCACACAUUUUCCCCACAUAUAUGAUCAUCACAUAUACCAGAGAA
Messenger RNA from Emiliania huxleyi CCMP1516, 703 nucleotides. RefSeq lists its product as hypothetical. NCBI's taxonomy places the organism in Eukaryota, Haptophyta, Isochrysidales, Noelaerhabdaceae. Bases 27 to 395 code for a protein of 122 amino acids. Gene Ontology annotation, molecular function: calcium ion binding. The transcript has 4 exons. The record is from RefSeq and is a predicted model, not a curated record.